GGAACAGCGGCAACAAAAAAAACGCUAAGCCGGUUCUGCUGCGGGUCUGCUGCUCCAGUUCUGGACUCACAUCCAAACUUUCGGGGGCGUAACUUACAGUCAGUCAGUCAGUUCUGAGUUUCAGGUCCUUGGACGUGUAAGGAGCGGGUGUUUGUGGCCGUUUUGUGUCGAAAUAACCGUGUGAUAAUGUCUGAUAGAGAGGGUGGCGUGGAGCAACCGCGGGAAGAGCAGCGAGGACCAAGCGAACCGGGACCGGCGGAGGAUGGCACCUCGGAUGCUGGUCAUGAUGAACCGUCAGAAGCAGUGCAGGACAGUGGCGAACAGUCAUCACCUGUGGCUGAAAAACCGAAGGUGGAGCAGCAGGCAGGCUACGAAGAGAAAGUGAAAACAGACCGGACAAACAGAUUUGAGUACCUGCUAAAGCAGACUGAAGUGUUUGCCCACUUCAUCCAGCCUGCUGCCCAGAAGACUCCUACCUCUCCUCUGAAGAUGAAGCCUGGCCGUCCUCGCAUUAAAAAGGAUGAGAAACAGCAUCUCCUUUCUGCUGGAGACAACCGUCAUCGUCGCACUGAGCAAGAAGAGGAUGAAGAGCUGCUCAGUGAAAGCAGCAAAGCUGCCAAUGUGUGCACACGCUUUGACGAGUCACCAUCCUAUGUGAAAACGGGCAAACUGAGAGACUAUCAGAUUCGUGGAUUGAACUGGCUUAUUUCACUCUAUGAGAAUGGAAUCAACGGUAUCCUCGCUGACGAAAUGGGUUUGGGGAAGACUCUACAGACCAUUUCUCUGCUAGGCUAUAUGAAGCACUACAGGAACAUCCCUGGUCCUCACAUGGUCUUGGUGCCCAAAUCCACCCUGUAUAACUGGAUGAACGAGUUUAAGCGCUGGGUGCCCUCCCUCCGAGCUGUCUGCCUCAUUGGAGACAGGGAUGAGAGAACGGCAUUUAUCCGUGACACUUUGUUGCCGGGAGAGUGGGACGUGUGCGUCACUUCCUAUGAGAUGCUAAUCAUCGAGAGGGCCGUCUUUAAGAAGUUUAACUGGAGAUACCUGGUCAUAGACGAGGCCCAUCGUAUAAAGAAUGAGAAAUCAAAGCUUUCAGAGAUUGUGCGAGAGUUCAAGACCACCAACCGGCUGCUGCUGACAGGAACCCCACUGCAGAACAACCUGCACGAACUCUGGGCUCUGCUUAAUUUCCUCCUGCCUGAUGUCUUCAACUCUUCUGAGGACUUUGAUUCCUGGUUUGACACCAAUAACUGUCUUGGAGACCAGAAAUUAGUUGAGCGUCUACACACUGUACUGCGUCCUUUCCUGCUGAGGCGUAUCAAAGCCGAUGUGGAGAAAUCUCUCCUUCCAAAGAAAGAAAUCAAGAUGUAUGUGGGCCUCAGCAAGAUGCAGAGAGAAUGGUACACAAAGAUCCUGAUGAAGGACAUUGACAUCCUGAACUCAGCAGGGAAGAUGGAUAAGAUGCGUCUACUGAAUGUGUUGAUGCAGCUGAGAAAGUGCUGCAAUCACCCGUACCUGUUUGAUGGGGCUGAGCCUGGCCCGCCCUACACCACUGACCUCCAUCUGGUCGUCAACAGUGGCAAGAUGGCCGUCCUCGAUAAGCUGCUGCCCAAGCUGAAGGAGCAAGGUUCACGUGUGCUGAUCUUCAGCCAGAUGACCAGGAUGCUGGACAUUCUGGAAGACUACUGCAUGUGGCGUAACUAUGGUUACUGUCGUCUGGAUGGGCAAACACCACAUGAGGAGAGACAGAUCUCAAUAAAUGCCUUUAAUGAGCCCAACAGCUCCAAGUUUCUCUUCAUGCUGAGCACCAGGGCUGGAGGGCUGGGUAUUAACCUGGCCACAGCAGAUGUGGUCAUCAUUUAUGAUUCUGACUGGAAUCCUCAAGUGGACCUGCAGGCUAUGGAUCGUGCUCACAGGAUUGGUCAGAAAAAGCAGGUGCAUGUGUUCCGUUUUAUCACCGACAAUACAGUGGAGGAGAGGAUUGUUGAACGCGCUGAAAUGAAACUCCGCUUGGACUCCAUCGUCAUCCAACAAGGAAGGCUGUUAGACCCUAGCAUGAACAAGCUGGGAAAAGACGAGAUGUUGUCCAUCAUUCGACAUGGUGCCACUCACGUCUUCGCCUCCAAGGAGAGUGAAAUUACUGACGAAGACAUUGAUGGCAUCUUGGAGAGAGGAGAGAAGAAGACCUUGGAGAUGAACGAGAAGCUGUCCAAAUUAGGGGAAAGUUCUCUGAGGAAUUUCACAAUGGACACAGAAAACAGUGUGUACAACUUUGAAGGUGAAGAUUACAGAGAAAAGAAAAAGGUGAUCACAAACUGGAUUGAACCUCCCAAGAGAGAGCGCAAGGCAAACUAUGCUGUUGAUGCAUAUUUCCGAGAGGCCCUGCGAGUCAGCGAGCCAAAAGCGCCGAAGGCUCCUCGACCCCCGAAACAGCCAAAUGUUCAAGAUUUCCAGUUCUUCCCCCCUCGGCUUUUUGAGCUAUUAGAGAAAGAGAUUUUGUACUACAGGAAAACCAUUGGCUACAAGGUGCCCAGGAACCCUGACCUGCCCAACUCUGCGCAGGUGCAGAAAGAGGAGCAAGCGAAGAUCGAUGAGGCUGAGCCUCUGAAUGAGGAAGAGUUGGAGGAGAAGGAGAAUCUUCUUUCCCAGGGCUUCACCAUUUGGAACAAGCGAGACUUCAACCAGUUCAUUAAGGCAAAUGAAAAAUGGGGAAGGGAUGAUAUUGAGAACAUCGCCCGUGAAGUGGAAGGCAAAACACCUGAGGAGGUCAUGGAGUACUCCGCUGUAUUUUGGGAGCGCUGCAAUGAGCUGCAGGAUAUUGAGAAGAUCAUGGCACAGAUUGAGAGGGGAGAGGCCAGGAUUCAGAGGAGGAUCAGCAUCAAGAAAGCACUGGACUCAAAGAUUGGCCGGUACAAGGCACCAUUCCACCAGCUGAGGAUUUCUUAUGGGACCAACAAGGGGAAAAACUACACUGAAGAAGAGGACCGCUUCCUCAUCUGCAUGCUGCAUAAGCUGGGCUUCGACAAAGAGAGUGUUUAUGAUGAACUGCGCCAGUGUAUACGCAACUCGCCUCAGUUCCGUUUUGACUGGUUCCUGAAAUCCCGCACUGCUAUGGAGCUACAGAGGAGGUGUAACACACUGAUCACCCUAAUUGAACGUGAGAAUAUGGAGCUGGAAGAGAGGGAGAAGGCUGAAAAGAAGAAACGGGGACCUCGCACUUCUUCAGCCCAGAAACGCAAGCAGGAUGGGACCCCAGAUGGACGUGGCCGUAAGAAGAAGCUGAAGUUAUAGGACUUAAACCCCCCACUUAUGGACGAGCUUCAGUAGAGCGAUACAUGCGUUUGUGUUACGGGUCCUGCUCAUGUACUGUAUCAACGUGCAGAACUGAUUCUUGCCUCACAGUAGCUUGUCCUUUUUUAGAAAGGCAUAGUAAUGUAAAUUAGGUCUGUCUUUUAGUUACAUAAUGUACUACGGCUGUGCUGUUCUUCUUCUAAAUCUUUUGUAUCUGUAAUGUGAGUUAAUGAAAAAUGUAUUUAUGCCUGUUAUGUACCACAUUCCAUUUGCUUGUAUCAAAAUAAAUUGCAUCUUUUUUGUUUUCUUU
Messenger RNA from Colossoma macropomum (tambaqui), 3601 nucleotides. RefSeq names its product SWI/SNF related, matrix associated, actin dependent regulator of chromatin, subfamily a, member 5 (gene smarca5). The coding region runs from base 187 to 3291 and encodes 1034 amino acids. The transcript is spliced from 24 exons. Gene Ontology annotation, molecular function: ATP binding; histone binding; DNA binding. NCBI's taxonomy places the organism in Eukaryota, Metazoa, Chordata, Actinopteri, Characiformes, Serrasalmidae. The record is from RefSeq and is a predicted model, not a curated record. Gene Ontology annotation, biological process: nucleosome organization; regulation of transcription by RNA polymerase II. Gene Ontology annotation, cellular component: chromatin; nucleus.